AUGGAUCGAUUAGAGAGAGCGCGUCGUCCUGUCAGGCGGCAGUUGAAGAAGUUGUGUGAUGACAUAAACGUUGAAAGCCAAAAUACUAUUCCGGAUUUGGAUCAGAUGCGUGUGAAUGUAUUAAUGUUGGAGGAUACUCAUCGGGAAUUGCAAACAUUGGACGAUACGAUCAAAAACCAAAUGCUUGACGACAACGUGGACGAUGAUCAACAAAAUGAAGAAUUUGAUGAUAUUGCUCAAUAUAAGAAAAUGUUUCAAACAGCAAGGCGAGUGUUUGAAGUGCUGAGAGAUGGAAAAUGCAAAUCCAUAACUGAAAAUGAGAACUUGCCAGUAUUGGGUAAUCAAAGAAAUUUUAAAUUGCCAAAAUUUAACUACAAAAAGUUUAACGGAGAAGUCAAAGAGUGGUUAGGAUUUUGGAGUCAGUUUAAAAAGAUAGACGAAGACAUUACCAUACAUGACAGUGACAAGUUUCAAUUUUUGGUACAAUUGAUGGUAGAUGGGUCCCGUGCCCAUGAAUUGGUGUGUAGUUAUCCGCAGACUGCAGAGAAUUAUCCCAAAGCCGUAAAAGCGUUGAAAGAGAGGUUUGGGAGAGAAGAAUUCUUGGUUGAAGUUUAUGUGCGUGAAAUGCUAAAAUUAAUUAUUCACAAUGUCAGUCAAACUGAAAAACAGGAUGAUUUGUCAAAACUUUAUGACCAGUUGGAAAGUCAUUUGCGUGCAUUGGAGUCGUUAAAAGUAACUUCAGACAAAUAUGACUCAAUGUUGUAUCCGAUGGUGGAGUCCUGUCUGCCCGCUAAUAUAUUACAAGCAUGGCAAAGAAGUGCGGAGUGGAAGGGAAGGAUGCUGACAAAACCACAAAUAAGUUGA
Messenger RNA from Photinus pyralis (common eastern firefly), 864 nucleotides. RefSeq lists its product as uncharacterized. The coding region runs from base 1 to 864 and encodes 287 amino acids. The transcript has a single exon. The record is from RefSeq and is a predicted model, not a curated record. Lineage: Eukaryota; Metazoa; Arthropoda; Insecta; Coleoptera; Lampyridae.